GAGAACCGGGUUGUUACUGGAGUGGGUGCCAGGAAAGCUUCCCGCCGUGCUGGGUUUGAGCCCUGCCGGGGCGGGCUGGUGGCAGCCUCCGGCUCCCUCUCACAUCUGCACCUCCGUGCCGCCGCCUCGGCACUCGGAGAGAGAAGGUGACACCCGCUCAAAGCUGCUGAACAAGAGAGGCUCUGUGUUGUCCCUAAGUGUAAAGUGUAAGUCCGAUGGGCCAGCCCUGCCUCAGCAGAUUUUGGUGCCCGGGUGAGAUUGCAUGCAGCAAGGAUCAGGAUAUUCACCCCUUGAAGAUGAUGAGGAUGUUUAUGCACUCAGUAGAUACAAAGAAACACCGUGGUGCUCGCCCAUUAAAGUGAAACAUGGUUAUGCAAACUGCAGGACACCUCAAGGGGAAUAUUACAAGAAUGUGUUGGGCACGAGAUGUGAUAUUCGCUGUCAGAAGGGCUACGAGCUGCAUGGCCCUCACCAGCUGAUUUGUCAGUCGAGCAAACGCUGGUCUGGGAAGGUGCUCUGCAAACAGAAGCGUUGCCCUGCCCUGUCCAUGCCAACCAACGGGGGCUUCAAGUGUUUGGAUGGUGCCUACUUUGGCUCGAGGUGUGAGUACUACUGCUCCCCAGGGUACCAGCUCAAGGGGGACCGCAUCGUCACCUGCAUGGACAGCAAGGCCUGGAGCGGCCGCCCGGCAGCCUGUGUGGACACUGAGCCCCCGAGGAUCCAGUGCCCGAGCGUGAAGGAGAAGUCGGCGGAGCCCAACAAGCUGACAGUGCGCGUGUUCUGGGACACGCCCGAGGGACGGGACACCGCCGACGGCAUCCUCACCGAUGUUAUUUUGAAAGGCCUGCCACCAGGGUCACAUUUUCCAGAAGGCGACCACAAAAUCCAAUAUACUGUGUAUGACAGAGCUGAAAACAAAGGCACCUGCAAAUUUCUUGUUAAAGUCAGAGUCAGGCGCUGUGUGAAGUUGAAUGCCCCAGAUAAUGGCUACAUCAAGUGCUCAGGUGAUGGCAAUAACUAUGGUGCUACCUGUGAGUUCUCCUGCAUUGGUGGCUACGAGCUGCAAGGCAGCCCAGCUCGAGUCUGCCAGUACAACUUGGGGUGGUCAGGAGUGGAGCCAACCUGUGCACCCAUGAAUAUUAAUGUGAAUGUGAGGACUGCAGCUGCACUUCUGGAUCAAUUUUAUGAGAAGCGGAGACUGCUGAUUAUUUCAACUCCUACUGCUGCUAACUUCUUCUACAGGAUGCAGCUGGGGAUGCUGCAGCCAGCACAGUGUGGGCUAGACCUGCGACACGUCACCGUGGUGGAGCUGGUGGGUGUCUUCCCAAAACUGAUAGGAAGAAUAGGAGUGAAGCUGCUGCCCCCAUCACUUACCCUGCAGCUCAGGCUGCUGCUGAGGAUCCCCCAUUUCAGUUUCAACAUCGUGGUGAUGGACAAGCACGGCAUGGACAAGGAGCGCUACCCCUUCCCAGCAACCCCAGCUGAGCUCUUUGCCCUUAUUGACAAGUUCCCCUUGAGGAAAGAUGAGAUGAAACUGCAAGCAGAAAUUGGUCACUCAUGUCCCUAAUUCAGCAUUUCAGGGCCUGCAGUUGUUGGUGAAUUUUUUUUGGUCCACAAAAUUCUCUCCUUGGUGCUACACAAAGCAUGGCUUUUAGUCACUGAUGUGAUUUUCUGUGUCUUGGUAAAUCUGUCCAGCCAUGCAGCUGCUCUGCAUAGAAGGGUGCUCUUUUUUACUUUCAGUCAUCUUUAGAUCAUAGAAUGGCCUGGGUUGGAAGUGACUUUAAAUAUCAUUGAGCUCCAGCCCUGCUGCCAUGAACAGGGACUUGUUGCACUAGAUCAGGUUGCUCAGAGCCCCAUCCAACCUGGCCUUGAACAUUUCCAGGGAUGGGGCAGCCACAGCUUCUCUGGGCAGCCUGUGGCAGUGCCUCACCACCUGCACAGUGAAGAAUUUUCCACUAAUAUAUAACCUGAACCUGUUCUCUUACAAGUUCAAGCCAUUCUCCCUUGUCUGUCACUCCAGAUUCUUGUAAAAAAUCCCUCUCCAUCUUUCCUGUUGGCUCUGUUCUGGGACUGGAAGGCCACAAUUAAGUCACCCCUGAGCCUCCUCUUUUCCAGGCUGAACAAUCCCAUUUUCUCAGCCUUUCCUCACAGGAGAGGUGUUCUGUCCCUGUGAUCACCUUGGUGGCCUUCUCUGUACUUACUCUGACUGGUUGAUGUCCUUCCUCCUGCUGGGGACCCCACAACUGGAUGAAUGUGGAUGUAGAAUUUACUACCUAAUAGAAUUUCUUGUACAGAGAGUAAAGAACUGAGGCACGUUUCUGAGAGUUUAUUUUGGAUUUUUCAUUCAGUGUAAAAUUGGGGUUUCUUUCUUACUGUUUAUAAUUCUGGUUAUUAAUAAAAUAUUGUUUUGCAAACAGAUAGUUUUCUAAAAUUCCUCUUGGGGGGUAAAACUGGUCAAUUGACACAGAAUUUGGUUCAAAAUAUCUUUCUGCAAACCAUUAUAAAAGACAUUAGCCUCACAUUGAAGGUGUAUAAGGAACCCACUGGUGCCUUUUAGUUCCACUAAAAAAAGUGUCAAUCACAGACAAAAAGCAUGAGCCAGAGGGAACACAAGCAUUGAUUUUCAGCAGCAGCAAGGAGAAAAUUGGUGAUAGCAGGAGCAUGGAAGUCAUUGCCACAGGGAAUAUGAUGAAGGAGCGGUGAUCAGUGUAGAGGAUGGACAGUAAUUACUAAGGCCCAUGUACUGCAAUUCUUAAUGGGAACAUAUGUUCUUACCUGCUGCACUUCUGCUUCUGGCUUUUAAUGUCCAGCAGUCUUGGAGUAGCAGACUUUUUUCUCCCCCCUUCACCUUGCAGACAGACCAGGCUGUUGUUUUGAUGGCAGGGAAACAUCACUCCAGGGAAACAUCAUCAAGGAUUUGUCACUUCCAGAGCUGUGAAAAUACUUGUUUGCAAGUCAUCACUUUGAAAUUAACAAAAAAAGUUCCCUGUUUAAUAAAAAAAUAUCAGGAGGCAAUCAGAACAGGGAAAAAAUUUCAUUUGUUUUAUUACAGCCCAGAGUCUCGACAAUCCACUGCAAAGAAUACACAUCAUGCAUGAAGAGUACAAGUGUCAGAGGAGUGAAAACUGAGUUUCAGUUUGGAUGCCUGUUCACAGGAUAUGAUACACAAUUUGACUGUCUGAGCUAGCACCCAGCAUCUGUGCUGUUCAUUCCUGCCCCUCAAGAGCACACUCUUUUUUCAGCCAAAUGCUUGUUUGACUUUGACCAUAAGGUAGAGUUUUAAAUUUUACAGUGGUGUCAGCACAAGAACAGUUUUAGCAGCAUCUUUAAAGCAAUCCUUACCAGAAUUUGGUCUCUUGCAUCCUCUGAAAUGAAAAAAAAAAGAAAGGGAAAGGGAAAAGGGAAAGAAGGGAAGGGAAAGGAAAGGGAAAGGGAAAGGGAAAGGGAAAAGAGAAAACUCUUUUAAAAAACAUUGGUCCUGCAAGUGAACUAAUGAGGAAGUAGAUGUGAAGAGAGGUAAGUCAGCCUUGACACCAGCUAGCAAAAGCUAAUUUGUGGGCUGAAGCAUAACAGCACCAAGGAGGAGCUGUGUGGGGUAUGCCAUGGACAGGAUGAUCUGCUUCGCAGUGUUAGCAGAGUGUUGCUGAACACACAAGAGCAGCAGUGAAAGCACGGCUUGGCCCUGCAGUGCUGGUGCCAGAGGCCAAGGAGAUCAGGAUGCACCCUGAACUCUGCUGGUGGUGGUGCCAUUGCCAGGAUGAGCAACUGAGGGGCAAAGAAGCUCUGGGCUUUCCAGGUGUUGCUGUUAGGAACAAGGGGCAAGGUCAGGACUGGUGACAGAAAUCACAGAAAUGCCAUUUCUCUUCCAGGCCUGAUCAAACAAACAAAACAAAUGUUGAACCCACUGUAAAGGAGCAAAGAGGGUGAGAGCCUGUGGGGUGGUGGACACAGCUGCACCCCAGGCUGCCUUCCCUCUGUCAGUGGUCAAGGGAAUCAGGGCUGGCCACACCAAGGACAUGGAUCUGUGAGAGGAGACCAGAGAGGAGCCUCUGAGGUGGCCCAAGGGCUGGAGCCCCUCUGCUGUGGAGACAGGCUGAGAGCACUGGGGCUGGUCAGCCUGGGGAGGAGAAGGCUCCAGGGAGACCUUAGAGCAGCCUGAAGGGGCUGCAAGAGGGCUGGAGAGGGAUUUUCAGAAGGGCAUGCAGUGAUAGAAAAGGCCCUAAGCUGAAGGAGGACAGGUUUAGAUGGUAGGAAGAAAUUCUGAGGGUGAUGAGGGCCAGGAAUCUGAAGGUUUUGAGCACCUGGUUGGAUGGGGCUGUCUGGAGCAUGGAAGAUUCCCUGCCCACAGCAGGGACAUUGGAAUAAGGUGAUCUCAACCCAAACCAUUGUGUGGUUCUGUGCCUGUGGAGCAGAGGCAGCCCAAGGACACAUCCAUACACAGGCUGCUGCGGCCCCAGUUCUGACUCAGGCUCUUUAGCAUUCACAUGCUUAGAGCAUGAAUCACAAGUGGACGGUUUAGUUGUUUGUUUUUUUUUUCCCCUCACUUUCUCACUGAAAAAGGAGAGCAACUGAUUUCCAAUGAUUUAAAAUCUAUUACAAAAAUAAAAAUCUUGGAUGGGUCUGAUUUUUCUCCUGUAUUGCUGCAAUUCCAAUCUGCUGCUGCUCCGUGUUGAUUUAGAUACACAGUCAGUGCAUCCAGUCUUCUUUCCUGACUGCAUGAACAGGAGCAGGGCUUUACAAUUGCUACAAUCAGGGAAGUGAUUGCAAUCACUGGGCUGUUACAGGAAAUUGAAUUAAGUGGAGGAGAGUGCAUGAGUGACUGGAUUACUAGUUAUAUUCUGCACAGAACAUCUCUUAAAAUCCUGUGAUUAAGAAAAGCUGUUCUUGAUUAGUAAUACAUGGAUUCUGGCAUUUUCUGUUGGACAUUUUUGUGGCCAGCAGUGAAAAGUACUAUGUGCCAUCUCUGUUUUGGAGUCAAAUCAGCCUGCAUGUAUGGUAUACAGGGAUUUGGUAGAAUGGUCUCUUGGGAGUGUUUGAACAAGGGAUUUAGUAGUUCUGGCUUUAGCCCAGCGUUUAUAUAUGCAAAUAUAUUCCAGUAACUCAUCCUGUACACUUCUGGUCCCAGAAAAAUAACACUACAUAAACAAGGUUCAGUAUCUACACCAGUGCACUUUUUUUUUUUAAGGUUUCACAAAAAAUUCUCCUCCCUCAAAGUUACAAUGUCUGGAGUCUAUUUCAUACUCCCAACUCUUCUUGCUAUAGCUCUAAUCCUACCACUGCUGUCAAAAUGCAAAUCUGAUUGAAAACAGGAAUAUUAGAGCUGCCAUAAGCCUUACCCUUUCCAUCCCACCUCCAGGCUGUUCAUUGCAGGAGAUGUGACACAUCCCAGUGCGUGGAUACAGUCAUGGGCUGGAGGUUCCUACAUCAAUCUGAACGUUCUGAGUGUGAACCAGAAGACUUCAAUUAUUUCAGAUGAGAAAACAAUUACUGCUCCUGACACGCAGCAUCUUUUACAAACAAAACCAUUGAGAUAAAUUGUGGGAGGCAGCAGUUUCUCAGCAAAAAAGCAAUUUUGUAAAUGGCCUGAUUUUCCCCAGAUUCUACCUAAUAAUCCACCUAAUUAGAUGAGAACAACCCCUGCUGUCACACACCUCCUCUACAGCUGCAGAAGAGAGACAAAUUUGAAGUUGCACAUCCCUAUUCUUGAAGUUCAAAGCCCUCUGGGACAGAAAGUGUUGUUUUUUAAUGAAAACACCAAUGAUCCUUCACAGCUCUGCACUAAACAACCACAACAUGGGACUUCAUUACAGCUCAGUGCUUACAUAAGAGCAUGAGUCAGACUGCAUCACAUAGUUAAUGAAAAUGCAGAGCCUGAAGAGUAACCUGGAGGGUAUUUAAAUACUCUAAUGAUCACAACCCACUUUUUAAGUUGAGGUGGGGGAAUAAUAGAGCUCAGGCUGUGCAAUCUCAGUACUUGAUCACUUCCAGCCACUCACCACAGUCUCUGCUCCUGCUGUACAUCCACAGGAAGCAAAAAGUGCUUCACACCGUCAGGAGGUGGCACAGCUCCUCUUGGCUGUGCAGCUGCUGCCCAUUUCUCUCUGCCCAUUUGUGGCUGGAGGAAAUUUUUAUGGCAGCUUGGUGAAAGGAGGAGUGGGAAACCACCUGCAGGGGCUGGAAGGCAGAGAACAUCAAGGCUGCCUGGUCCAGAGGAGCCAGUGAGGACAUGGGCAGCUGAGGAGAGCACAUGUGGUUUUUCUCUGGCCUCUUCAAGCAGUGACCCAGCUGCUGCAUGCUCUGUGAAACACAGAGGGAACAAAUGGGAAUGCCAGUGUCCAUGCAGAAUGUGCUAGUGCACAUCUAGUAACCAACAUGCCUCCCAUUGCCACUCACACAGCCAGAAAGUAACCAAAACCUGAAUUUCAAUAAUUAGCAUGGCCCAUACUUCAAAUUUACAAGGAGAAUUAGUCAUCUAUCACCUCCAAGAGAAGGGGAGGAGGAACUACAGUUCAGUUGUACAGGAGGAACAGAGGUGCCUUCAGGACCCUCAGGCAAGUCCUUGAGUACAGUUCUGAGUAAAGGUACAGAGAGCAGAGAAAUGGCAGCAGGGCUCUUCCCCUACCUGCAGCUGCCUUCCAGUUUUUGGGUGUCUGACCUGCCCAUAAAGGCCAGAACCAGCACAGGGAUGAGCUGGACAAGAGUGGUGUGAGGGCAGGAGACCCUGAGCUCAAACCAAGAGCCCACUGAGCCCUGCUGGGCUGGUCUGCCCUCAGCCUGGGCACAGGAACUGGGCCAGAGGCAGCACAAGCCCUGAGCCCAGGGUUUGCCUCCUUGCUCACUGGGAAGGCACAGCAAGCCACAAAAGCCCAGGGGAACCACAAGAAGAUCUAAGAGAGCCCUCAGCCCUGAGGUAAGUUGAAGGGAACACGACUCUGCUGAAAGUGUAAAUUAAGGGGUCGAAUGCUUGUUGAUUUUUCUUAUCAUAAUAAUUAAAAAAUAAAUCAGGACCAGAAAUUAGAGAAAAUAUGCAUUUUGAACAUACCUGGAUGUUCAGGUGGGCAGGACCUUGAACUAGGGAAGAGGCAGGAGAUUCAGAGAUGGAGGGGAGGACCUGAUGAACAUGGGGAGUUAAUAUAGAUGUAAAAUAAUUUUAUAGCAAGGAGGAAGAGAAUGUUGUAUUUCGCUUUUCCUUAAAAUUGCAUAUUUAAAAGAAAUCAUAUUUAAUGCUUAUGAAAUCAAAACCAGCUUAAUUUCUACACUUUAAGUGCUUUUAAGACAACAAAAGGAGAGACAGAGUCAAUCAAUGGAGUCUCACCUCUGAAAACAUGCAAGGCCCUUGCAUUGGUCAUCUCAUAUAAAUGUUGUCUUUACCUCAGUGAGAUAAGAUAGGAUGCUCCUGGGAGAUAUAUUUUCCUGUAAUUCAUUUUAGGAGAGACAAAGACACAGCAGCAUUUCAGUAUUUUAAUUUAGAAGACAUAACAGAAAUCUUGACAACAGCUGCAAAUGUCUUACCAGCCAUCUUUGUCCACAAAACAAUGUACAAUGCACAGUACAAAAAUGUUCUCAGCAGAAAACAUUGCUUUGUCUCAAUUUGGGCAAAGCUUAACAUACUGCAAUGCCAUUUACUGCUAUUACUGUUCAUGUCCACCAGAAUAAUUGAACAAAUUGUUAGCAACAUUUUUAGCAGAACAAAGGCAGCACGAGGGAUAUGUGACAUUCUCUAAUUGCUGCAACAAAUGGCUAUGCUUGGCUUUAGGCAAACCUCAACAAUUAGAGCUAUUUUUAAAAAUAUACAGAGAGCUGUCAGGAGCAGUAGCACACAGCCAUGUAACUGUUAUUGCCACAAAGUAGGAUUGUUGAAAUAAAUAAUCUAAGUAAAAGGUCAAGAUGCAGCCAGGGUGAGUUUCAAAAACAACCUAAAAAGUCCCCUAAAAUGCAAGCUGAGAUUCAGUUUCCAGUGUUAAUAUACACAGUAUAAUUAACACUGUAAUAUCACUUAUUAAACAGCAUUUGAAAACAUGAAAUCAUCAGGGAGGAGACUCAUGGGCACAGUGGUAAGGUUCUGUUAGCAUGCUUCUGAGCAUGUCCUGCUGAGCAGUGCUAAAGGGCAUCACUGCAAAUCUGCAUCCUGUUCUGGAAUUCACCAUCAUUUCUCUAGGGUCUCAAAUGUUAACAUUUCUGGGGGUAGAAAAAAAAA
Zonotrichia albicollis (white-throated sparrow) is the source of this 8197-nucleotide messenger RNA. It is a transcript of the gene SRPX, whose product is annotated as sushi repeat containing protein X-linked. NCBI's taxonomy places the organism in Eukaryota, Metazoa, Chordata, Aves, Passeriformes, Passerellidae. The record is from RefSeq and is a predicted model, not a curated record. Gene Ontology annotation, biological process: phagolysosome assembly.